AUGUCAGGCGCAUGGGAGUUCAUCAAAAGACACAAAGGCAAGAUUAUCGCUCUUGGUGCAUUGACUGGAGCUGCUGCUGGAUCUGCUUAUGCAUACUACACGCAACAAGAAGCUCAACAACACUUGCUGUCGAGCUUAAGUGAGAACGAAUUCAGAUUUCAGCCAAGGCGGCAUUUUGUCUUCAAUGCUCAACAGCGUGCUUGUGAUAAGUCAAUCCGCGACAUUGUACCCAAUUUGAGUAGUCUUAUUGAGGAUAGGUUCCCUAUUGAACAGCUCACUGAAAAAUUGAAACAGAAUAGUGAUAUGAGUGUUGAGGAAAAAGUGGAGAUUUGGGAAAAGAUCAAGGUACUAAGCGUGGCUCGUAUUAUGGGCGUAGCCUACUCGUAUUCUUUACUAACGCUGGCGCUGAAAUCUCAAAUUUCAAUUCUUGCCGCUGACAUCUGUACUGAGUUUGAAAGGACAAUUUGUUACACACCUACAUGGUUGGAUACGAUUAAAACGCAGGUCGAGAACCUUUUGGGUUACGAAGCUGAACCGAUCAGAGAUCCGUAUAUUGAAGUGAAUAGCAAGCAAGUGGCUUCCAAUAGACAAGUUUUCAUACGAUGUAUUGAAUACCUAACUACUACAGGGGUCGCAAAGCUGUUGACUGUAAUAGAAGAAACAUGCAAGGAAUUUUGUUCAUCGAUUUCAUUGACGGAUCGUGUCAACCAGGACAGCCUACGGGAUGUGCUCGAUCAAAUAGAUGGAAAAUUAUCUGAACUGGAGCCAUGUUUCUUUUCAAAAUUAGUCGCCCCGCUCUCAGAGGAAGAGAGGGUGUCUGACGAUGGAGUACUGCAGCUUCUAACACGUCUGGUGAAGGCUCUGGAAUCGAAAGAAUGUCGUGAAACGCUAGUGAGCCUUGUCGACUUUUAUCUCACAGCGGCAGUUCAUAAAGCGCCUGAGAAGCCUGAAGUCCUCGCUAAAUUGCUACCUUCUAUGUCCGAUGUGUAUUAUUUCAUUUCUACUGACGGAUAUGACUCACCAUUACAAAACAGCCUUUGCUCAUCAGAUGUCGAUAACUUCGCUGGGUUCGUGUUUGGACUCACUAAGCAACCAGCACUUAGCAGUGCACUUAUUGCUCAGUAUAAAUAG
This is a messenger RNA of Haemonchus placei, 1131 nucleotides long. The record is from the annotation of a GenBank genome assembly. Lineage: Eukaryota; Metazoa; Nematoda; Chromadorea; Rhabditida; Trichostrongylidae.